This is a messenger RNA of Trichogramma pretiosum, 1239 nucleotides long. Its product is annotated as gastrula zinc finger protein XlCGF57.1-like. Gene Ontology annotation, cellular component: nucleus. Lineage: Eukaryota; Metazoa; Arthropoda; Insecta; Hymenoptera; Trichogrammatidae. The transcript has a single exon. Bases 1 to 1239 code for a protein of 412 amino acids. Gene Ontology annotation, molecular function: DNA-binding transcription activator activity, RNA polymerase II-specific; RNA polymerase II cis-regulatory region sequence-specific DNA binding. Gene Ontology annotation, biological process: regulation of transcription by RNA polymerase II. The record is from RefSeq and is a predicted model, not a curated record.
AUGGAAAUAGUUUUUGAAAGUGAAGACGUCAAGCCCAACUUUGAUUUAUUGACAAUUCAGAAAAUUAACGAUCAUUUUCAAAAUCCCUUGCGGAAUAUGAAAGGUAGGAACAUCAUUAAAAUCGAAACCGAAGACGAAAUGAAACAAGCAAUUUUUAGUGACGCUGCAAAAAAAUUUACUAUGAAUCUCGACCGUAAACUUAUCGAGCACAAUGAAAUCACUUACAAAUGUGAUAUUUGCGACAAGAUGUUUAAAAGGAAGAGUGGUCUGACGAGGCACGUUCAAUCAGAGCAUAUUGGUGUCACCCACUCAUGUAAUAUAUGCGGAAAGUCUUUCGCUCGAAAAGGUUAUCUAAAAAUCCACACCGAUUCGGUGCAUGGUGGUAUCGGACAUACAUGCGAUACAUGUGGAAAGACAUUUAAACAUAAACGUAAUCUCAAAACCCACAUCGAUUCGAGGCACAACGGGACUACCCACUCAUGUGGUAUUUGCGGAAAAUCAUUUUCAUAUAAAGUUAGUCUCAAAACCCACAUCGAUUCGAGGCACAAUGGGACUACCCACUCAUGUGGUAUUUGCGGAAAAUCAUUUUCAUAUAAAGUUAGUCUCAAAACCCACAUAAAAUCGAUGCAAAAUAGGACUAAACAUAUGUGCAGUAAAUGUGGAAAAAGGUUCGCUCAAAAAGUUCAUCUCAAAACCCACAUCGACUCUGUGCACAAUGGGACUAAACAUACGUGCAGUACAUGUGGAAAGACAUUUAAUCAUAAAAGUAGUCUUCAAACCCAUAUCAAAUCGAUGCACAAUGGGACUAAACAUAUGUGCAAUACAUGUGGAAAAAGGUUCCCUCAAAAAGUUCAUCUCACAAUCCACAUCGAUUCAGUGCACAAUAGUGUCAAACAUGUAUGUGAUAUAUGUGGAAAAUCAUUUACUCAGAAAGGUCAUCUCAAAAUCCACAUCAAUUCAGUGCACAAUGGUGUCACCUUCUCAUGUGAUAUUUGCGGCAAGUCAUUUACACGGAAAGGUAGUCUCCAAAUCCACAUCGAUUCUGUGCACAAUGGUGUCACCCACUCAUGUAAUAUAUGCGGAAAGUCUUUCACUCAAAGAAGUUAUCUAAAAAUCCACACCAAUUCCGUGCAUAGUGGUAUCAGACAUACAUGCGAUACAUGUGGAAAGAGGUUCGCACAAAAAAGUCAUCUCAAAGCCCACAUCGAUUCGGCACAUUCGUCACGCAUUACAACUUGA